AAGACCAGUCAUAAAGUGAGUUAAAGCGAUCCAAUCAAGAUCUAUUAAGUGAAAACUCUGAAUCAAGAUGAAAUACAUAAUUUUUACUUUGAUUGUAAUCAGUCAACUGGUCUUAAUGGUGAGAUGUCUACCACAACUUCCCAGCCCAACUGGUCAAAUACCAUCACAACUUCCAGCAUCAUUCCCAGGUGGUCAAACACCACCAGCAGCGGCAGGUUCAAAUCCAUUUUCAAGUAUACCUGGAUUGCCAUGCCCUUCUUUACCAACAAAUGGGGCAAAUGCGGCAAAUGCGGCAAAUCCUGCUUCAGACCUAAUUGAGUUCUUGAACCCAUUGAACCCGUCGAACCCGUUCAAUUCAUUUUUGCAGGAAAUGCAGAAUGCAGUUCGUUCAGCUCUUCCAAUGUUUCCUCCAAAUCCUUUUCAACCUCCUCAUUGAAUUUGAGAAUAAAAAAAGCUAAUUUCGAAUUAUAAUUCAUGGUUCGAAAUAAAUUUGUUAUUCAAAUAAA
Molecule: messenger RNA, 506 nt
Organism: Contarinia nasturtii (swede midge)
Lineage: Eukaryota; Metazoa; Arthropoda; Insecta; Diptera; Cecidomyiidae
Exons: 2
Coding region: 68-436 (122 amino acids)
Source: RefSeq, a predicted model, not a curated record